Naumovozyma castellii is the source of this 2574-nucleotide messenger RNA. It is a transcript of the gene PLC1, whose product is annotated as phosphatidylinositol phospholipase C. Lineage: Eukaryota; Fungi; Ascomycota; Saccharomycetes; Saccharomycetales; Saccharomycetaceae. The coding region runs from base 1 to 2574 and encodes 857 amino acids. The record is from RefSeq and is a predicted model, not a curated record. The transcript has a single exon.
AUGAGAUCGGAUGAAAUAGUAACAGUGAAUAAAAAAUGCACAAUAAACAUCCAAGAGGAGAAAACCGAUGAAACUUAUGGUAUUAGGAAAAAUAUCAGGACCAUCAUAAGAAGAACUUCUGAUUUGGUAUCCUCCGGAGAACUACCAAAUGAGAUUGGACCAUUGACCUAUUCAAACUUGAUAACAGAUGAUAUUACCGAGUACUUUAAAAGCGACACGACGAUAUCGGCUAAAUUGUCCACUUUGUGUAAUCAAUUGAAGUCGAAAGGUAUCAUAAUGAAGAAGAUUACGAGACGGAAACAAAGACUAUACCUUUUCAAGUUAGGACCAACUUUACAAACUAUAACGUGGAAAAAUGAAACUAAAACUAUCAGCUUGGACUCAAUCAAAGAUAUUAGAAUUGGAGAGAUGGCCAGUAAUUAUAGAGAAGAAUACGGUAUUGAAGAACAGUUUUCUGGAUUAUGGCUCACCCUUAUCUAUAACAUUUCCAAAAAUAAAUUGAAAACCUUACAUUUACUGGCCAGAGAUGCUGUUGAAUUUAAUGCAUUUUUCAAUUGUAUUUACGGGUUGGUGAAAUCGAGAAGAGAGCUGAUGGAAAGUAUAUCUGUGCCAAACAACGAGCAAUUUGCAAAUAUUCAUUGGCAUCAUACGGUAUCUGAGAGGAAAGAAGACGAAAAUAAUGAUACAUUAUCAUUUGAAGAUGUUAGAAGAUUAUGUGAGAAGUUUCAUAUUUAUUGCUCUUCCGCUUACCUGCUCAAAUUCUUCAAACUCGCCGAUGUUAAUCAUAAUAGCUUACUGAACUUCCAAGAAUUCCAAACUUUUGUUAAAUUAUUAAAACAGCGUCAGGAGAUUUCUACAAUCUGGACUGGCUUAACGGAGGGAAAGUUAAAGAUGGAUUUACAAAUGUUUACUGAAUUCCUCACAAAUGUUCAAGGAGAAUCGUCAACGGAUAUGCAAAUUCAAGAUUUAUUUAUCGAAUUUAGUAUGGCAAAUAAAGGAGAAUAUCUCACUGAAGAGGGUUUCACGAAAUAUUUGAACUCUCAGCCAUAUCUAAUUGAGUUGAAGGAAGAUUAUAGCAAGCCACUAAACCAUUACUUUAUUGCGUCAUCUCAUAACACAUAUUUAUUGGGGAAGCAGAUUGCUGAAACACCCUCAGUGGAAGGAUACAUUCAAGUUUUACAACAAGGAUGUCGCUGUGUGGAAAUUGAUAUUUGGGAUGGUGAUGAUGGACCUGUGGUAUGUCAUGGAUUUUUGACUCCAUCUAUUCCAUUGCGUAAUGUGCUCGGAGCCAUUCGAAAAUAUGCAUUUAUCACAUCUUCAUAUCCAUUGAUCAUUUCUUUGGAAUUGAAUUGUGAUAAGAUGAACCAGAAACUGGCAAGUAUGGUAAUCAAAGAUACUCUAGGACAUAUGUUAUAUGUAGAUCAUGGAGAUAGUUUGUCGUUGCCGUCACCACAGGAAUUAAGGCACAAAAUCAUUAUCAAAGCCAAAAAGACUAAGAUUCGUCUAGGUAGUCGAAGUCCGUUCUCAUCCUCCCCUAUAGAGACUACUUCAUCAAUCAGUUCUUCAUAUGAUUCAGAAUUUGAUAGUAGUUCCAACGCUGCCAAUCCUGGUGUUGCCACCAUCAAUACCGAAACUCUCAAAAGAAGAAAUUCAAGUAGUUCCAUUACUCGAAUACGAAGAAUCGGUCUAAAACAUAAUAUUAAGAUAAUAGCGGAUGUGUUGGAAAUAUCAGGUAUUCAUGGCAUUAAGUUUAGAGAUUUUUCACUUCCUGAAUCAAAAACAUGCACACAUUGUUUCUCGAUUAAUGAAAAGAAGUUUGACUCCAUACGUUUAGAUAAUUCUUUGAACCUUUCGCUUGAUAAGCAUAAUAGACGAUAUUUAAUGAGAAUUUAUCCACAUGCAUUAAGAUAUAAAUCAACAAAUUUCAAUCCCAUCAAAUUUUGGUCCUUAGGUAGUCAGAUGGUAGCUACGAAUUGGCAAACUAAUGACCUUGGCCAACAAAUUAAUUUGGCAAUGUUCCAGUUUAGUAAUCAAAGGAAUACUAUUUUCCAUUCGGGAUAUGUUUUAAAACCACUUGCUCUACUAUCUACAGUAUCAAAAGAGAAGCACAUUCCGGCCCUGUAUGAAAAAUUGAAUAAGCUUACUCCGUUAAAGAAGGUUAUCAUCAAGAUCUUAUCUGCACAGUUACUACCCAACUCAAAAGAAGUUAAAAACACUACGAAUAAGGAAGAGAAUUUUGGGUCGUCAGUGUUGAUGGAGUACAUCAGUAAUGAUGACUUAUUGGAUCUACACAUUGUAAAAAAUGGAAUUAGGACAUCCACCGGAGAAGUACGUACAAUUCAAUGCAAAGAGAACGGGUUUAAUCCCAUAUGGGACUCAGAGCUUCAAAUGUUAAUAAGACACUUAGACUUUGCCUUUAUCCGUUUCACAGUGAUUGCCAAUGGGAUUCCCCUGGCUACAUCCUGUUUAAAAUUAAGUUAUUUACGGAGAGGCUACAGACACAUCCCCUUGUAUAGCAUGGAGGGGGAACAAUAUAUAUUUUCCAAGUUGUUCAUCUACACGACUAUCACAUAA